UGAUUGUUUGAACUACGCCUGUGUUGUGAGGACCCUGGUUAGGCGAAGAUGUUGCGGCUAAUUCUGGUCUCGUGUGUGGUGGGGGCAGCCCUGGCUACCCCUGCAGUGGUCAGGUCCAAGGAGGAGAUCGAAGCCUUCAGGCACUUCUUGGAAAGCACUCAGAAUGAGGAGGGCCACCGCUUCCUCAAGUCAUCUCCGAUGGCGAACGCCGAAGAGAACAGCGGCAAGUACCAGGGAGACAUUCUGCUCGACGACUUCAUCAUCAAGGAUAUGCUGAUGCAGUACGCCAUGGGAAGAAACGCGUACACCUGGCCGAACACCAAGUGGCCGAAGAACGAGGUCAUUUGGGAGUUCGGAGAGGGCGAGUUUGGACCCCUGCAGCAGGAAGCUAUUCUCGAAGGCAUCAGGGACAUCGAAAGGCACACUUGCGUCAAGUUCCGCUACCGUGAGCCUGAAGACACCGUUUUCGUGAGAGUUACCGGUGGAGCUGGUGGCUGCUUCGCCCACGUCGGCUACUGGGAGGAGCGAGGCGUCCACACCCUCAACCUGGCUCGCAACUUCCCCGGAGUGGCCUGCUUCCGCCACGCCACCAUCGUCCACGAGUGGAUGCAUAUCCUGGGCUUCCUUCACAUGCAGUCCACUUACGACAGGGACAACUACGUCAAGAUUGUCGAGGAGAACCUCAUUGCUGGAACUGAGCACAACUUCGACAUUUACACGUCGGACUUGGUCGACAAUCUGGGUGUGGAGUACGACUACGUGAGCUGCCUGCACUACGGGCCUUACGCGUUCAGCAACAACGGAGAGAAGACCAUCGUCGCUUUGCAGGAACAUGAAGGCGUGAUGGGCCAGCGCGAGUACAUCACAGAUAAGGACUGGCUGCGCAUCAACAGGCACUACGAGUGUCCCCAUGCCUGGGACUGAGAACUUUCCACAAUUAACUAGUUAUUUUUGUACCGACUGACAAUUAAAACAAUUAUUUGAUACAA
This is a messenger RNA of Ostrinia furnacalis (Asian corn borer), 989 nucleotides long. Its product is annotated as astacin-like metalloprotease toxin 5. Gene Ontology annotation, biological process: proteolysis. The transcript is spliced from 6 exons. The coding region runs from base 49 to 924 and encodes 291 amino acids. Lineage: Eukaryota; Metazoa; Arthropoda; Insecta; Lepidoptera; Crambidae. Gene Ontology annotation, molecular function: metalloendopeptidase activity; zinc ion binding. The record is from RefSeq and is a predicted model, not a curated record.